Messenger RNA from Nilaparvata lugens (brown planthopper), 2593 nucleotides. RefSeq names its product pancreatic triacylglycerol lipase. Gene Ontology annotation, molecular function: lipase activity. Bases 464 to 1489 code for a protein of 341 amino acids. The record is from RefSeq and is a predicted model, not a curated record. Gene Ontology annotation, biological process: lipid metabolic process. The transcript is spliced from 7 exons. NCBI's taxonomy places the organism in Eukaryota, Metazoa, Arthropoda, Insecta, Hemiptera, Delphacidae.
UGAUGCAGUGAGCAGCAGUCAGUCAGUCAGCAGUGAUCAGCGGCGGUGACAGCAGCGGUGACAGCAGCAGUCGCACGCGGUGACAACCGCCGCGGCCACCGGCCAACGCUGUUAUUGUUAUUGUAUGUUUAUUGAUAACAAGCGAUUGACGGGGUUGGUUGGCCUGCCUGAGGUGUGAGGCCUUACGCCUGUUGCAACUUGACCGUGCACCUGCACACAGUACUAGCAUUCUUAUUCGCCUACGGCUCCCGCACGCGCGCACACGUCUCGGCUCACCGAUCCGCGUCAACAUCGUCAUCAACUCUUCAAGCUUUCCCGGAUUUUCAUCACUUUUCCUGUCAUUUUCUCUAUCAUUGACACCUUCCUUUCCCUAACCCUUUCUUUCUCUUUUUCUUUCUUCCCUAUUAUCCUUCUGCUUGUUCUAUCCUUUCGUUGUGUAGUGUGUGACGCUUUUGGGAUCGCAAUGGUCAUACCGGCCAUUCUGUGUACUUCGUUCACUCUGUUUACAGCUGCUACUCCUUUCACAUUAACAUUAGCUCCACAUGGUGACUGCACACUGUGUUGUCCUGUCAUUUGGCGAAAAAAUGUCAAAUUCAAUCUUUAUACAAGGCGAAAUCCGGAAAAGCCUUACCAGAUAAUAAUGGAUGACUAUACCGGUGUGCAAACGUCACCUAUCAGGAAAGAAAACCCAACAGUCAUCUACAUCCAUGGUUUCACGGAAUUAGACGGGGGUCACAGCACUACAACCAUAAGGAAAGCGUACUUGAAGCGAGGCGACUACAACGUGCUGAUCGUGGACUGGUCGACACUGUCGGCGUUUCCGUGGUACGAGCACGCCGUGGCCAACACGCCUGGUGUGGGCAAAUACGUGGCGCAGUUCCUGCACUUCCUCACGCUGGCCGGCGGACUCACGCUCGCCACGCUGCAUGUCGUUGGCUUCAGCCUUGGCGCAGAGAUCGCCGGAUUCAUCGGCAAGAGCAUGAAGGCUGGAGGACGUCUUCCCCGAAUCACCGGUCUAGACCCGGCGUUCCCUCUGUACAUGUUCAGCAACAUGCGUGGCCAUUUGUCACCGAGCGACGCCGAGUUUGUGGACGUGAUCCACACGGACGGCGGCGUGUUCGGCUUCCCCGUGCCUCUCGGUCACGCUGACUUCUUCCCCAACGGCGGCACUCCCAUCCAGCCCGGAUGCUGGCUCACCGAGCUCUUCCUUCAUCGCGAACUUAGAUACUUCAUUGCGUGCAGCCACAACCGGGCGUGGAUGUACUACGCGGAGUCGGUGAACCGAGAGUACGCAUUCGAAGCGACAGCGUGCAACAACUACCACCUCUACCUGCACGGCAAGUGUCCGGGUGAGCCGAUACGUGGCGUCGCCUACGACCGACCGCAGCCCGAUCGCCAGUACAUGGGCAUUGCCGCUCAUCCCAAUUUACGAGGGAAAUUCUACCUGAAGACGAACCAGGUUGCGCCGUAUGGAAAAUCAAGCUCCUGACCCACCUUUGCGAACUAGAGAUUUCAAAAGACUUAACGACUUUAAAUAUAAAAAUGUUGACUGGUUUAGGGGAUAUUGCCAAUAACGGGACAUCGUGUCCAAAGUGUUGUAAUCUUAAGCGUGAAGUGGCUCAUUUUAUACAUAAUGUUACCUACUUGCUCAAGGACUUGAAAAAUCUAGAUCAUUACCAGAGAUCUACACUGUUACCAUAAACUAGGUUUAAGUUGAAUAGAAAAACUGGAAAUACUAUUCAGCCUCUUUCUUGUUUGUAUUUGAAUCGUACACUAUUUGGAUCUCAGUACCUGAUAGCUUAAAAUUCUAGGGUUCUAUGAUAUUAAGGAAAAAUUCCUUAAAAAAUUGUAAAAUAAUAAUCAUCAUGUGCUUAGAAGUUGAAUGAGAUUGAAGACCAUUAUAUUGUAAGAUAGGCCAUUUUUGACUAGUUUCAACAAUCCUCUGGUUGGGCCUCAAUUGAUAGCCUUUGGUAGGGAUUAGCUGACAAUCAAAAAACUGUACACUUAGCGGUUCUUAUGCCCAGAGAAUCUAGAAUAUAAUUACAUUCUAUACAUUUGACAUUGUAUUACAUUCUUUAAUCUUUGUUCUUGCCUUUUUCUUUCUUCUUUGUAAAUUUUUCUUAUUAAUAUUGAUACUUGAGCAUUGAAAUAUUUGAUCUUAGCAUUUUGUAAUUUCCUGUUCCAAAGACUUCGAUGCUAUAAUAGUAAGACUUUAUAGCACUGUAACAAAAUACUUCGACGGAUAAUAGUAAAAGUUGUCUAUUGAAAAAUACAUUUGGUUCUCAUUAGCUUAGCAAAUUGGCCUUUCUCAAUUAUUAGUGUUGUGGGUGAAACGAGCUGAUUCAUUGAACAUUACAAAACAUGCAUGAGAAUAAUCAUCAGCAUGUAUUAUUACAUCCUGGAGUUUAAUAUAUGUGAAUAUCAUCGUACUAACUCGAAGCUAUUUCUCUUUUACUUGGGUGGGUAAACUUACAGACUUUUUUUGUACAGAGUAUUAUUAAUACUCGUAUGCAUCUUUAUUGAUUGCUAGAUUUAUUGGUUUGUCAUAUACAUUCAAUGAUAUGCGAAAAUAAAAGAUUUGUAACAAAAUUCA